Molecule: messenger RNA, 7646 nt
Organism: Harpegnathos saltator (Jerdon's jumping ant)
Lineage: Eukaryota; Metazoa; Arthropoda; Insecta; Hymenoptera; Formicidae
Gene: ptc
Product: protein patched
Exons: 12
Coding region: 1174-5163 (1329 amino acids)
Biological process (GO): negative regulation of smoothened signaling pathway
Cellular component (GO): plasma membrane
Molecular function (GO): hedgehog family protein binding; hedgehog receptor activity; smoothened binding
Source: RefSeq, a predicted model, not a curated record
GGCGAUCCAAUCUACGGGAGAGGCGAGCAACGGCGACACCGGCGGCGCGUGCGCACUCGCGCCGCGCGUUGAGGUUAGAUCUCGCCACGGGCCCAGACGCGUACGCGCCUGAAUGUUUGCGCAGUCGAUCCGGAGUGCGCGGAGGCCCGCGGAGAGAGGGAAAGCCGUCAACUAUGGCCGGCGCGGCAGGCAGGCUACGGGAGAAAUGUGGCAGCGGGUUUCGCUUAGUACCGACUUAGACUGCUCUAAGUGGUGGUCGUGUGCACGCUCGCGUCCGUCGUCGCAUCAUCUCGAGCACGAGCACGCACUAUCGGGACGUUGGAUCGCAGGCUUGUGCGAAACACGGCCGGCGGGGAACGUACGCGGCUCGCACAGCCGAGCGACGACGGCGACCACGAACACGACCGCGACAACAACAACAACGACGACGACGGCGACGAGGACGAGGACGAGAACGACGACGACGACGACGACGACGACGACGACGACGAGGACCAGUGGUGACAGUAGUGACAAGCCGAGCGUGCAACGGUGAACACAACGGGCCGAGGUCGGCAUUCCGGUACGACACGGACUGCUCAGGGCGUCGCACGUGAUUGAUCGUCGCGCGAUUCACGCGGGAAAAAAAUCACGUCGCUCGACGUCGCCGCCGUAAUCUCGCGCGCGCACGUUCGCCCCUGUCAGCGAAGGCUGUGCACUGGCGAGGGAGAGAGAGAGAGAGAGAGACAGAGAGAGAGAGAGAGAGAGAAAGAGAGAAAAGGUAGGAGCCGUCGCCGGCGGACGUAUUUACGUCGCGGGUAACCUAAAAACCGAUCUCUCUGGACGCAGCGUGAUAUCGGUAGGACGCGCGCGCAUGCGCGUCGCGGCUCGCUCUCGUGCGCGAAUUUCAAGCGAGACGAGCGGGCUCACGUGUUACGUACGCGGCCGAGACGCGGACGCGGACAGUGAGUAGUUGGUGAAGAAGUGCUUGCUCGAGAGGAGGAAAGUGCUACGGUUUCGUCGGCCAGUGAGUGCGGGCCUACCGCGGACGUCUCCGGCGGAAUCGGAUCGAGGUACUCGCUCGAUGACGAAUUGACCGAUCGGGGAAGGUGCCCGAGAGCGAGAGCGAGAGCGAGAGCCAGCAGCCAUUUCGCUAAGUAGUAACCGCGCGCGCGGGCGAAUGCAUGACGGAUCAUGGUUUCCGCGUCCGGUCCCAUAUCCACGGGGAUCCUAGCGGGACGCCCUUCAGGAUCGCAGGGCCCGCGGCAGAAUUGCGCCGCGGAGUGCGAGAAGGACGCGCAAGCGGCGAAGAGCGCCGCCAAGAGCCGGCACGAGUCGGACCUCUACGUCAGACCCAGCUGGACGGAUGCCGCGAUAGCGUUGGAUCAACUCGAGAAGGGGAAGGCGGAGGGUCAGAGGUCAGCGGUGUGGAUCAGGGCGCGACUGCAGGAUCAACUGAGUCAGCUGGGUUACUUCCUGCAGAGGCAUGCUGGGAAAGUGCUGUUCGUCGCGAUCCUCGCGCUCGCGACGUUCUGCGUCGCCCUCAAAUCCGCUCAGGUUCAUAGCAAGGUCGAGCAACUGUGGGUGCAGGAAGGCGGAAGGUUACAGAAAGAGCUGACCUACGCCUCGGAGGCCCUCGGCGAAGCCGCCGCAUCGACGCACCAGCUCGUCAUCCAGACGCCGAGGCAUUCCGGGGCGAAUAUACUGCACCCGACCGCGCUCAGGGAACAUUUGACGGUCCUGAAGGCUGCGACGCAGGUUCAGGUGCACCUGUUCGAGAUCACGUGGAGACUGAAGGACUUGUGUUACGCGCCGAGCAUACCCAACUUCGAUCUGCACUACAUCGACCAGAUUUUCGACAGUAUUAUACCGUGCGCCAUCAUCACGCCCCUCGACUGUUUUUGGGAAGGUAGCCAACUUUUGGGUCCGGAAUAUCCUGUUCAUAUACCAUUUCUCUUUCGGUUAAGCAGUGGAGCGUACAACAAACCCGUCCAAUGGACGAACCUGAAUCCUUCCAGUAUGCUGGACGAGAUGAAGAAGUUGCAGUUCGCGUUUCCCUUUAAAACGCUCGAGGACUACAUGAAGAGGGCCGGAAUAACGAAUGGCUAUCAGGGCAAGCCGUGUCUGAAUCCGGCGGAUCCGGAAUGCCCAGAAACCGCGCCUAACAAAAAAACCCAACAGGUACCCGACGUAGGAGCUGAACUGACAGGGGGCUGCUAUGGAUUCGCCGCUAAGUACAUGCACUGGCCCGAAGAGCUGGUGGUCGGCGGCGCGAAGCACAAUAAAACUGGCCACUUGACUCGGGCGGCCGCCUUGCAGACUGUGGUGCAGUUGAUGGGAGAACGGGAGCUGUACGAUUUCCUGGCGAACACCUACAAGGUUCAUCACAUAGAUUGGUCGCAGGAGAAGGCCGCCCAGGUGCUGGAGACGUGGCAGCGAGCGUUCAGCAACGAGGUGAAGAAGGUGCUGGAUGCCAAUGGAUCGACUCCCUACAAUCUGUAUGCCUUCAGCACGACUACGAUGAACGACAUACUCGGGAAGUACAGCGAGGUGUCUGUUAUGAAGAUCGUCAUCGGAUGCGUGCUCAUGCUAGUGUACGCGGGAGUAGCGCUCCUUCGUUGGAAGGAUCCGGUGCGCUCGCAGGCCGGGGUGGCGAUCGCCGGCGUGAUGCUGGUCUGCGCCACGGUGGCCGCCGGGCUGGGCUUCUGCGCGCUCCUGGGAAUUCCGUUCAACGCCGCGACGACGCAAAUAGUGCCGUUUCUCGCGCUCGGCCUGGGCGUGCACGACAUGUUCCUGCUGACACACACGUACGCCGAGCUGUCGGUGAACGAAGUGCCCAGUGGCGAGCAGACCGGAGUGGUCCUGAAGAGAACCGGCCUGUCGGUGUUGCUGACGGGCCUCAGCAAUGUCUCCGCCUUCUUCGCGGCGGCAUUAAUCCCGAUCCCGGCUCUGCGAGUCUUCUGCCUGCAGGCUGGUAUCCUGCUGCUGUUCAAUUUGGCCGCCAUGCUGCUGGUGUUCCCCGCGAUGGUCAGCCUGGAUCUGCGCCGUAGGCGCUCCGGACGGGCGGACAUUCUCUGCUGCUGCCUCCCGGCGGCGCCCAACUCCGCCAAGAACAGAUACUCCACGAAUAACGGCAUGGCCAAGCAGACUGUCACCAGGGCGAUACCGCCUGAGCGACGGGAGACCUGCACGCAGAUCCUAACGUCGCAAAGCACACAGAACGAGUCCUGGAUAGGUGGAAGCAUCGACGUGGAGUUGGACAAGCAAUGCACCGAGGAAGACGCGCUGACCGGCUGUUCGCAGGACGACUGCCUGAGCUUCUCGCUGACGCAACUCGCGGCGAGGUAUUACGCGCCCUUCAUCAGCAGACCGGCCACCAAGGUGUUCGGCAUGUUGGUCUUAGCGGCCGUGUUGGCCGGCAGCAUGUGGCAAGCGUUGCGCGUGCGCGACGGCCUCGACCUAACCGACCUGGUGCCGCAGAACUCAAACGAGUACGCGUUCCUGGCCGCUCAGGCGAAGCACUUUGGUUUCUACAACAUGUACGCGGUGACCGGGCGGGACUUUGAGUACCCGAACAACCAGCGGCUGCUGUACGAGUACCACGACGCGUUCGUGAGGAUCAAGAACGUCAUCAAGAACGACAACGGCGGCCUACCGGAGUUCUGGCUCGGCCUCUUCCGCGACUGGCUCAAGGGUCUGCAGACGGCCUUCGACAAGGACUACAGCAGCGGCUGCAUCACACAGGAGCGCUGGUACCAGAACGCCAGCGACGAGGCGAUCCUGGCGUACAAGCUGCUCGUGCAGACCGGCUACGUGGACAACCCCAUCGACAAGACGCUGAUCACACAGGUGCGCCUCGUCGACUCCGACGGCAUCAUCAACCCGCGCGCCUUCUACAAUUACCUGAGCGCCUGGGCGUCCAACGACGCGAUCGCCUACGGCGCCUCCCAGGCGAACCUUCGGCCCGAGCCCCGUCAGUGGUUCUACACCAACGACCAUGAGCUCAAGAUCCCGAAGAGCAUGCCGCUCACGUACGCGCAGAUGCCGUUCUACCUGCACAAGCUCACCGACACGCAGGAGAUCACCGACCUGAUCGCCAGCGUGCGCAAUCUCUGCCGGAAGUUCGAAGAGCGCGGCUUACCCAACUUCCCGUCCGGCAUACCAUUCCUCUUCUGGGAGCAGUACAUGGAUCUGAGGAGCUGCUUGGGCUUCGCUCUCCUAGCCGCGCUGGGUGCGAGCGUGGUGGUGAUUGGCGUGCUGUUGUUGAACCUGUGGGCCGCCCUGAUGGUCGGUUCCUCUUUGGCUGCCGUUGUUCUGCAGCUGUUGGGCAUUAUGGGCCUGUGCGACAUUAAGCUGAGCGCUGUGCCGGCCGUACUACUGGUGGUCAGCGUGGGCAUCGCUGUUCACUUCACGGUGCACAUUUGCCUAAGUUUCGUCACCAGCGUGGGCAGCAGGGACCGCAGGAUGCGCUUGGCUCUGGAGCACAUGUACGCGCCCGUGAUCCACGGCGCGCUCACCACGCUGCUCGCGGUGUCGAUGCUCGCCUUCUCAGAGUUCGACUUCAUAGUGAAUUACUUCUUCCUCGUGCUGCUCUGCCUGAUCGGCAUCGGCCUGGUCAACGGGAUCUUCUUCUUCCCGAUUCUGCUGUCGCUGAUCGGGCCGUCGGCGGAGGUGGUGCCGAACGACCAUCCGGACCGCAUAUCCACGCCGACGCCGCCGCCGUCGCCGGUCGUCAGGAGGUCCAAGCCACCUGCGCCGCCCAGGCGGUCGCACAGGAUCGAUAACGCCCGGCUGCACGCCGAGCCGUCGCUCACGACCAUCACCGAGGAGCCCAACUCGUGGCACAGCACGCAGGAGUCCUGCAUCAUCGUCCAGCCGGAGGUGAAGGUGGAGACCACGUCUACGUGCGGCAAUCAGAACUGUAGCGGAUCGGACACGAGUGGGUCUAGUCAAACGUCGCCGGUUCCGUCCACGUCGCACAUCACCACUAAGGUCACCGCGACGGCGAAUAUUAAGGUCGAGGUUCACACACCGCUGACCAUAGGUGGAGUGGAUCGUAGUGAAAAAUGCCGGCACACGGGCACCAGCAGCCGAAGGAGCUCGCGCUGCAACGCGAACGUCAAUGCUGGGGAGUCUUCCAGCUCCAGUCCUGAACCGGAUACGGACUCUAACCCAAAACACUAACAACAAGUACCGGGGAGACCGGCAGCUACUGCUCAAGUACCACGCAAAGCGGGAACACACAGAAGGCUGACUAGGAUAGGUAAUAGGUUCUCCAUUCCCCUCACCGUCCCCGACCCUCUUCUCCUUCCUCCUUCUCUCUUCUCACCCGACGACCGCUUCUUCCUCUCGAGUGAACGACGCAACACGCUUGUCUUGCUCGGACCUUAAGGACGAAAAGUAUUACAGCAGCACACACGCGACCCUGCCGAUGCGUCCUCGCGCUAUGUGAGAACUGCCGUUGAGGAAACAUCCUCAUCUCGCGCGUUUUAGCUUAUCUCCGCGUACCUCUUCCGAUCACGAUACUCUCGGCUCCUCAUCUUUUCGGACGCUCUGCUGCGAAAGCAGAAUCGUUCCGACCGUGAAGCUCCGCUAAACACGUUGGAACGCGCUUAGCGGAGAUGAGCGGGAGCGACAACGCGUGCGGUAAAGUUCAACAGAUCCCAAUUUAGUAAUUUGUUCUAGAUAAAUUUAUUUAAAUUGGCGCUUUACACCGUAAUAAAGACAGGGUGAAUUUCACAUUCGAUUAUACACUUACCUAGAGGCGCGCAAGAGGAUUCCACGUGGUUCUCUCGUACUUCGUUCACGAAGGCGGGCGGUUAGCCUGCGUUUCUGAAAACGAGACACCGAAGUGCCCAGUGUGUUCGUUGUUCGUCGUGGUAGUAUCCGUAAAACGUCCGCCGAACACGAGAAGAGAAGCGUUCACCCAACUGUACAUACCUGCCGUAGGUAGCAUUUAACUAGAAAGCUAAAGGUUACUGCCACUAAUAAGGAACGCGACGUGUCUCCUAAAUGUAAUCGCGAGAUCCUGAGAAGAAGACGACGACGAUGACGACGACGACGCUUCAUCGCGAAGCGAGAAUCGAAGGAACUUUCUUUCCUCUCUCAGAUAUCACUAUUUAUUUUCUACGUUUAUCAUAUUGUAUAACGUACGUGCAGUGUGUAUAUGUCUACGAAUGCGAUACCGAAUCUCUAAGAUUUAUUUAUUAUUUAUUGUAAUAUUUCUCAGCAUUUCACUGUUGUGCGGGUGUUGUGCGAGCUCUCGAUAUCUCUGCGCGUUGCAAUCUUACCCACCACUCUCUCUCUCUCUCUUUCGCGCGCGCGCGCACACACGACGACGACGACGACGAGUUGUAAAAAAGGAAAAAAAAAACAUAUUAUUUAUGUCGGAGCAGAGUAUCCUUAUCACGUACGCGAGACGGUACUUAAUUUAACGAAGUAUCUAUUCCUAUUCUCACAUUCAUACCUCUAAUGUGUAUAAAGUUGUAACAUACAUCGUACUACGUGACGCCAUACACUCGUUUGCGCGACAAGUUUACGCGCGAAACGCACGCGACUUCGAAACGCUGCUCUCCCGCUGCGAUUGCGUGGUGAUCGGCUCCGACCGAAAUCGAAUGGCGAUGCAAGUGCUGGCCUUUCACUAUCUUACCUGACGGCUGAAGAACCAACAGCCGGUUGCUCCAACUUCUUGGUAAGUUGACUGAUAAUUAAAUCACAUAUCUGUCUUUGUCUAGGUUGAAGGAAAAAACAAAGGCAAACAUGUGAUUUAACUAUCGGUUAACUAUCGGUUAACUUAAGAAGUUGGAACAACCGACCCUAACACUUUCUCUCCCGAAUCCUUCGCGCGGUUGCAAUGUCAUAUAUCAUCACUCGGAUUCGUGCAAUAACUAAUUACCGUUCAACUUGAUCGGGAAGAACAUACAAACCGCCGGCGCUGCCAAGCACUCGGGUAUUCAACCAGAUAGCCGAGAUUGGUUCCAAUCCGGAAACUCAAAGUCGCGCUGUUUGCAUGAUCUGAAUUAUUCGGAUCCAAGUCGGACUGUAAUAAAAAAUCAAACUCUAAUCCAAAGUGGGACUUGCUCAAAAAAAAAGAUAAAAGGACGAAUCGAUUCAACAACAAAAUUACCUGAAAUAAUUAUCCAAGCGCAAUAACCGAGUAUGAUGAUGCGGUGAUGAGAAGUGUUGCUUCACAUCAGUUGUCGAAUUGUCGCGAGCGAAUUGAGAGCGCUGCGAACGCGCCUGUUUUGGCCGACUCUGCUGCGAACUUGGAUCCGGUUCAGCGGAUUCGGUGCUUCGGCUGUCCGAAGCGUCGCAUUUUAUCCGCUAUCCGAACAAUCAGACAUCCGGAUGAUGUCAGACCCGAGCGAGUAUCGAAGUCCUAGGUGGGCGGCGAGCCGUCGUGCAAACGAGUGUACAAUAAUCGCUGCGCCGAGCAUUUGUCGUAAGGUGUGACUCUCGUGAAAUUCUGUAUGAUAUAGGACAGAGGAGGUCUCUUUUCGUUGUAUAUGUGUGCGUAUACGCGUGUACGCGCAUGCAUACAUGUAGAAAAAAGUGCAGAGUCAAUUUUGUAUACAUAUGCGACACCUUAGCUGUUAGUAUUUAAUUAAUGCGACGGGACGCGCGUGUCCGUGCCACGCGGCGGCUUUUUUUGCACAUUGUAUAAAGUA